CCUUUUUCUGUGCAUCGUCAUCGCUGUGUGGUCCAGCCCCUGAACCCCGGGUUACACGCCACUGUGGACAGCCGCCGGUCUUGCUUCACCUACACCAUCUGUCCUCCGAAAUAAGACUCUUCACUUUUGAUUGAGUGAGUGAGCCACUAGGUACUCAUGACGAGAGCCACACGUUCAAGUGCCCGGCUGGCCGCCGCUGCUAGCACAACAGAACCACCAAACAGCCUCAACUCGGCCGCCAAACCAGCAAGAGGCAUCACCAAGACGGCGAAGCACGACGUAUCAGAAACGGAAGAUGCUUCACGGCCGGAAAAGAGGAAGCGGGCCGCAGCCAAGACGUCAAGACCAACGCCUUCCAAGAAGAUCAAGACAGAGGAAGACGGCGGCGAUGCGCCAUCGCCGGGCUUCGACAACGUGCCCCCGUUGACGCCGCUCAAGAAGGAGAACAUCAAGUCCGAGAGCCCGGACUCCAAGUCCAAAGUCGCCAAGUCGCCCGCCGACCUAAAGUCUAAGAAACUCAAGGCCUACUCGCAGUACGCCGACAAGUCUCCGUUCCCCGACUUCCCUCACCCGACACCAGAUGAGUGCCGCCUGGCCCACCGCAUCCUGGCCGGCCUCCACGGCAGACGGGAGCGUCCCGCCGAGGUCAAGGCCUCCACCACCCGCGCCGGCUGCGGUGACUCGCCUUCGGUUCUGGACGCCCUCGUCCGGACCAUCCUGAGCCAGAACACGAGUGACACCAACUCCACCCGCGCCAAGCGCAGCAUGGACGCCGUCUAUGGCGGCAGCGACGAGUGGGAGCGCAUCGUCGACGGCGGCGUGUCCAAGUUGCAGGAGGCCAUCAAGUGCGGCGGCCUGAGCCAGGUCAAGAGCAAGGUCAUCAUCGGCAUCCUGAACCAGGUCAGGGAGAAGUACGGCUCCUACUCGCUUGACCACCUCUUCAACGCUUCCAACGAGGACGCCAUGCAGGAGCUUAUCAGUUUUCAGGGCGUCGGGCCCAAGACUGCCAGUUGCGUCCUUCUCUUCUGUCUGCAGAGGGAGUCUUUCGCCGUCGACACCCAUGUGUGGAGAAUCACCGGCCUCAUGGGCUGGCGUCCCAGGAGCGCUUCGAGGGAUGAGACGCACGCCCACUUGGACGUCAGGAUCCCUGACGAAGACAAGUACGGCCUUCACAUCUUGCUCGUCAAGCACGGCAAGGUGUGCGCCGAAUGCAAGGCCGGCGGCAAGAGCGUCGGCAAGUGCGAGUUGAGAAAGGCGUUCCGGCAGGAGAAGAUCAAGAGUGAGGAAGGGAAGCCAUCCAAACUUGAUGAAUAGCGGUGCGGUGUUGGCGAGUUAUAUUUUGAACGUUGAUUUUAUUUUGGGUACCUUGAUCUACCGCUUCCCGUUCGACUUCAAACCCAUCCAGAGUCGGCCAGAUGAGCUAACUCGGAGGUCGGACAAUACAUAAGCCAUAUCGAGUCAGUAAUAAAUUUCCAAUGAAGCGAUGCGGGCUCCAGAAU
Colletotrichum destructivum is the source of this 1499-nucleotide messenger RNA. RefSeq names its product Putative HhH-GPD domain, DNA glycosylase, helix-hairpin-helix, base-excision DNA repair. NCBI's taxonomy places the organism in Eukaryota, Fungi, Ascomycota, Sordariomycetes, Glomerellales, Glomerellaceae. The transcript has a single exon. The coding region runs from base 157 to 1314 and encodes 385 amino acids. Gene Ontology annotation, molecular function: catalytic activity. Gene Ontology annotation, biological process: base-excision repair. The record is from RefSeq and is a predicted model, not a curated record.